AAAUACUUCUGUAGUGAAUGAGAGAUUGAAAACACCAUGAAGUUAAUUAAAUUGUUAGUGAUAGUGAGUUUGAUUUCUCCUAUUUUAGGUGACUGUUUGCAAACAACUGUUUAUGCGGAUUGGACCGUAAUUGUAUCGACCUUUAGGACCUACGUCAUCGGAGAUAAAUAUAAAUAUUUAUUAAAAAAAGAUAUAAUUUCCACUUAUUGCCAUAUUCAAGAAAACUGUAAUGUACCUAUAGAUCCGAUUAUGAAUUUAAACAAGGAAUUUUAUCAAAAUACCUUUAAACGUGUAGUUCGAGAGUACCUGGAAGAAAAUGAUUUGGAAUUUACUUAUGUAUCCUCCUGGCACUCUCUUGACCUAGGAUGUUUUGCAGAAAAGAGUGAUAGAGGUAAUGGAAUUAUAUAA
Diabrotica virgifera virgifera (western corn rootworm) is the source of this 408-nucleotide messenger RNA. RefSeq lists its product as uncharacterized. The coding region runs from base 37 to 408 and encodes 123 amino acids. The record is from RefSeq and is a predicted model, not a curated record. The transcript has 2 exons. NCBI's taxonomy places the organism in Eukaryota, Metazoa, Arthropoda, Insecta, Coleoptera, Chrysomelidae.